AUGGCUGCUGCGUCACCUCAGACCUUCAUCAUCUUCAUCACGGCUCUCUUCGUCCUGUCAGGUGGACCUCUGGCACCCACCUCCUGUUUCAAAGUGAUGGAGGGGGGCGUGGCCUCCUUGUCCUGUCAGUACUCCGUGAAGCGGUUCGGUCUCAGUCGGGUCUGCUGGGGUCGUGGCUGCGGGACCUUCUGGUGCAGCAACGUCCUGGUGCAGACGGACGAGGAUGGCAUCAUCACCAAGGUGGACGACCGAUACCGGCUGACGGGGGAUGUUCUAGAUGGCCAGAUGGACCUGGACAUCCUGAGCGUGAGACGGACAGACAGUGGGCCGUACUGCUGCAGGGUGGACAUCGACGGCCUCUUCAACGACAAGAAGAUCAUCAUGAACCUGAGAGUGGUCCAAGCUCCAUCUAGCAGUCUUCCUCGCACUCCUUCAACCACCACCAGAACCUCCCACAAGUCCACAGAGACCUCCACGGACCCGACCACAGACCCGACCACGGACCCGACCACAGCAGUAAACUGGAAAACUCUGCUGUCAUCUGAGCUGGACCUUCUGAGGAGGAACUCUACCCCGCUGCGCUCCGACACCGUGGAGGACUCUCUACCUUCUGUUUCUGUACAGAUUAACGCUCCCGUCCUGUCGCUCUCCCUCAGCGUAUUGUUGGUCAUCGCUGCCGUUUUCCUCUUUCUGGCUUUUAAACGAGGGAUCUACAGAGGAGCUCUGAAGACCGACUGUUUUUCUUCUGAGGAGCCUCCUCACAUCAUCUACGAGAUCCGCAUGAGAAGAACGGUUCAGGAGAACAUCUACACUCUGGACUAG
This is a messenger RNA of Nematolebias whitei (Rio pearlfish), 822 nucleotides long. RefSeq names its product T cell immunoglobulin and mucin domain containing 4 (gene timd4). The transcript has 8 exons. The record is from RefSeq and is a predicted model, not a curated record. Bases 1 to 822 code for a protein of 273 amino acids. Lineage: Eukaryota; Metazoa; Chordata; Actinopteri; Cyprinodontiformes; Rivulidae.